AUGUUAUUAACCACCGUCCUCCUGGCCCUCGGCGGCCUGGCCAGCGCCGCCUCCCUGCAGCGCGUCAACGACUUUGGGGCCAACCCGGCAAACGUCAAGAUGUUUGUCUACGUGCCGGACCGCGUGGCCACCAACCCGGCAAUCGUGGUCGCCGUCCACCACUGUCAGGGCACCGCCAGCUCCUUCUACGGCAGCACGCCUUAUGCCCGCCUGGCCGACCAGAAGGGCUUCGUCGUCAUCUACCCGGAGUCGCCGUACCAGGGCACUUGCUUCGACGUCUCGUCGCGCAAGACCCUGAUGCACGACGGCGGGGGCGACUCCAACAGCAUCGCCAACAUGGUCAAGUACGCCAUUACGCAGUACAAGGCGGACGCGAAAAAGGUGCACCUGGUAGGGGCUAGCAGCGGAGCCAUGAUGGCAAACGUCAUGGCUGCGACCUACCCCGAGCUCUUCCAGACCGUCAUUGCGCACUCGGGAGUCCCCGCCGGCUGCUUCAUGUCGGCGUCGGGCCAGGUCAACGCGUGGAACAGCAGCUGCGCCAACGGCCAGGUCCGGCCGUCGCAGGCGGUCUGGACCAAGAUGGCCAAGGACAUGUAUCCCGGCUACGACGGCGCGCGGCCGAGGAUGAUGAUCAUGCACGGCGGCGCCGACACGACCCUGCACUGGAACAACUACGAGGAGGCCCUUAAGCAGUGGCGCGGCGUGCUGGGCCUGUCGGACUCGCCGGCCAGGACGCUGCAGAACUCGCCCGAGAGCGGGUACACGACGACGCUUUACGGCGGGGACGGGCAGCUGACGGCCAAGGUCAAGGGGGUGUGGAAUCCCAAGUACGGGCACGAUAUUCCCAUCAUUGGGGGCGAUGACAUGGCUUUCAUGGGGCUGUAG
Molecule: messenger RNA, 885 nt
Organism: Pyricularia pennisetigena
Lineage: Eukaryota; Fungi; Ascomycota; Sordariomycetes; Magnaporthales; Pyriculariaceae
Exons: 2
Coding region: 1-885 (294 amino acids)
Cellular component (GO): extracellular region
Molecular function (GO): hydrolase activity
Source: RefSeq, a predicted model, not a curated record